Gasterosteus aculeatus aculeatus (three-spined stickleback) is the source of this 1437-nucleotide messenger RNA. It is a transcript of the gene ptrh1, whose product is annotated as peptidyl-tRNA hydrolase 1 homolog. The record is from RefSeq and is a predicted model, not a curated record. NCBI's taxonomy places the organism in Eukaryota, Metazoa, Chordata, Actinopteri, Perciformes, Gasterosteidae. Gene Ontology annotation, molecular function: peptidyl-tRNA hydrolase activity.
CGUGCGGUUCCCUGCCGCGCCGCCGGGGGGCGCUGCGGUGCCGCAGCAGCGCAGACCAGCACACAGCGUUUGUCUUUGAACCUCUUUGGCGUGCGAGCGCGUGAGCAGGACGAGCGGCUGAUGUCACCUCGCGUGAGACUUUACAGUCAUUUAAACUCCCCGUUUGUUUGUUAUCGGCGUGUUUGUCAGCCGCGCCGGUUUGGACGCAAUUAGCUGCUGUUGUUGUUGUUGUUGUCUGUGAGCUAGCCGACAAGCUACAGUAAGCUAACCCUACUAGCCGGCUAGCACGUUAACCACUUUCAAUACAAUGUGACAAACAAACCAAGCAAACGGCUCCUCUUCUCCUGCAGGAGCUCCUUCACACAAUGACUCCCACUCGGUUCUAUUUAAAAUAAAUCUAAAUACAUUUAAAGUAAAUCCUUUCGGACCGGAAGCCUCGUUUCAUGCCGCUAAAUGCUGAAAAAGUCUCAAAUGUGACUCUAUCGACACCAGCUGGCCGUCCGUCCACGGGCCGAUCUGACGACGUCCCCGUUUUCAGCACUUUGUGCCGUUAUUUUUCUCUCCUGAUCAAGAAGCUGCGGAGCUUCGUCACGAUGCGGCGACUCUUGACCAGAGUCCUGAACCGGGUUCUGCUGAGCGGGCCGGUCGCCCCGGCGAUGCGCGUCGAGGCGGAGAUGCACACGGAGGGCCGCCGGAGGCUGGUGGUGGGGUUGGGCAACCCGGGCAUGGAGGGCACCCGGCACAGCGUCGGCAUGGCGGUGCUCGGCGCGCUCGCCGCCAGGCUCGGCGCCGCCGACCGUUGGCGCGGCGACGGGCGCGUGUCCGGCGAGGUGGUGGUGUCAGAGGUGGAGCGGACGCACGUGGUGCUGCUCCGCCCGCGGCUGCUGAUGAACGUCAACGGCGUGUCGGUGGCCAAAGCGGCUGGUAAAUUUGGUAUCAAGCCCGAGGACAUCGUGCUGGUCCACGACGAGCUGGACAAGCCUCUGGGGAAAGUGGUCAUCAAGCACGGAGGAAGUGCCAGAGGUCACAACGGCGUCCGUUCCUGUGUCGACUGUCUGCAGACGGAUGUGAUGCUCCGCCUCCGCGUCGGGAUCGGGCGCCCGCAGGGGAAGACGCCGGUGGAGCGGCACGUCCUCGGCCGCUUCUCCUCUGAGGAGAGGAAGGUCCUGGAGUCCGUUCUGGAGCAGAGCGUGGACCUCCUCCUCGCCCAGCUCUCCCCCCCUCCCUCCGCCUCCUCCUCGCCAGCAGGGGGCGGGAGGGAGAGCUCCAAGACGUGAAGCUCUGGCAGGGAGAAGACCUUCACUAUUUCAGAAUAAAAGUCUCCUCUGUGCAGCACAUCGGAUGAAACAAACCAGGGAUUUGCUCAACACGUGUUUGUUCAUUAUUCUCCAUAAAUUAAAGAGACUGAAAUUAAGUCUCUAGAUAUUUAUUUUAUAA